AUAAAAUAGACAUGAAAUUAACUUCAAUAAAAGACGCUUCGUAAUAACUUUUAGAAUUUACAACUGAGGAAAAAGCAGAUACUUUGAUAAAAGAAUGGCUUAAUAAUUUUCUUGUAAGUAAAAAUAAUGAUACACGUUAACUUUGCCUUUAUUUUGUUUUACAUGAAUUAUUACAUAGAAGUUUAUCAAGAUUUUUUGUUGAAAAGGUUUAUGAUUCUAUAGCUUAUUCUUUAGAGUAAAUUUCCGAUAAUGAUAAUUUAUAAAAUGAGCUUCUAAAGUUAUUUAAAUUGUGGAUUUAACACGAUAUUUAUUAAGAUUAAUUUAUUAUAAGAUUAAUUUUUAAACUUAAAGUUGAUGAAGAAAAAAAAAUUAAGUUUUGUAAGAUUUACUAGCUGAAAAUUUACCUAAUCAUCCUUAAGAAUUAAUAAUAUUUUCGUAAAAUAUGAAAGAAUUAACAAAAUAUGUUGAAAAAGUAAAUGAAAAUAAAUAAAAUAUUGAAAAUAAUAUUGAUGCUGAAAAUAAUCUUAAAUAAUUGAAAAGAAAUAGUGAAUUAGAAAAUAAAUAUAGAUAAUUUGUACUAAAAAAUUAUAGAGAUAUUUUAAAUUAAAUUGAUAAAUAACAUAUGAAAAGUGUAAUAGAAUUAAAACUAUUCUUAUAAAAAAUAUAAAAAAUUGAAAAUUUAAAGAGU
Molecule: messenger RNA, 688 nt
Organism: Ichthyophthirius multifiliis
Lineage: Eukaryota; Ciliophora; Oligohymenophorea; Hymenostomatida
Exons: 1
Source: RefSeq, a predicted model, not a curated record